Messenger RNA from Rhincodon typus (whale shark), 5931 nucleotides. Its product is annotated as interferon-induced very large GTPase 1-like. The record is from RefSeq and is a predicted model, not a curated record. Gene Ontology annotation, molecular function: GTP binding. NCBI's taxonomy places the organism in Eukaryota, Metazoa, Chordata, Chondrichthyes, Orectolobiformes, Rhincodontidae.
AUGUUAUAUUUCUGGCAAUCUCAGCAGCCCCUGUCUUUUGCAGGCUCCAGCCACCACUUGAUUGGAGACAAGACCUUGGAAGACAAUUCUCAGCAUCCUGCAUUGUCAGCUGUACCUACCCAUGGAAAGAAUCAGGGUCCUCAUCCUGGUGAACAUGACCAACGACAGGAAAAGGCGGACAAUAUCACAAAUAAAACAGAUCUGGAUGGAAAUGGGCAAAGAAAUCUGCAGCAAGAUUAUGCUCCCUCCAUUCAGAAGACAGUGAAACAGGCGAAACCAAAACCCCCAGAGGACAGGAAAGAUGACUGGUGCAAUACCUUAGGCAUCAAUCCCCUGUCUGUGACAGCCCAAUAUUCUGCUGUACAACAUAUCUCAGGCUCCAGCCCUCACAUUAUUGGAGACAAGACCUUGGAAGACAAAGCUCAGCAUCCCGUCCACUCAGCUGUAUAUAGACAUGGGAAGAACCAGGGUCCUCAUCCAGGAGAACAUAGCAACGGAUGGGAGAAGAAGGACUGUAUCAGAAAUAAAACAGCUCUGGAUGAAAAUGGCCCAAAAAAUCAGCAGCUGGAGAGUGCUCCCUCCAGCCAGAGCACUGUGAACCAGGGGAAACCAAAAUCCCCAGAGGACAGGGAAGGAGAGUGGUGCAACGCUUCAAUCCCCAAUCUGUCACUAUUCCAGUAUUCUACUGGACAGCACGUCUCAGUCUUCAGUCCCCACAUCAUUGGAAACAAGAUCUCAAAACACAAUGUUCAGCACCUUGCCCACUUAGCAACACAUACCCUUGCGACAAACCGGGGAGAAUGUUUGAAAGGACAGGAGCAGAACAAUAUCCCAAAUAAAAUACAUCUGGAUGGAAGUGGCCAAAGAAGCCAGCUGCAGCACGGUACUCCCUCCAGCCAGAAGACAGUGAACGAGGAGAAUCCAAAACCUCCAAAGUACAGGGAAGUUCCAACUCAAGAACUCCAAGGAACUGAUACCACACUCUAUCACCCAGAACUCAUGGAUACUAAACUGACAAAAAAGCUAGCUGAAUCUGAUACAAAGGUCCAAACAGAGUCUUUUCAAAAAGGAUCACAGCCUGGAUCAAGUCUGCAUGACCUAGUGGGAGAUAAGAAAAUGACAACUGAAGAAGACCAGCAUUCAGUCCAAAAAGAGAUUCCAAUUACUGCAAACAAUGAUUCUUCUGCAAAGACUAGAAAAACAAAUCAAGACAGUAAUGUUGAUCAACUGUUAAAAAAACUGGGAUUAGAAAAUCAAAAACUAUCCCCAAGUGACGUUCUCAAUAUAAACACAAAAACACUUCAAAAUAUAUUGAUGGGUUCCACUCAGGAUAUUCCAGCAUAUUUUUGCUGGAAUUUAAUGAAGGCCAAAUCAGAGGCAAGAAACAUGAAAUAUAACCUAACUAAGAUACAGAAUCAGCCAGAAUCAGAAAACUUGGAUUUUUUCCAAGAAGAUAAAGAUUUUGAAGAUUUAUACCAUCCCCUGGAUAUCAUUGUGUCUAUUUUCCUGUGUACUGACCCAUUCCUGCAGCAGGAGCUGAUGGUAAAGAUGUCCCUGUGCCAGUUUGCAUUGCCACUAUUACUGCCUGCUGGUAACAAGGGCUGCAUCUUCCUACUGUGGGCCCUGUGCUCCAUUAUGAAGAAGUGGUGCCCACUCUCACUCCGACAUUGUGCAGGCUUUAAGGAAACAAGCAUGGUGACUGCCAACAUUCCCAUCUUUUCCUUCAUUCGACUUGGUUCCUGUUCCAUCUCCAAAUCGAAGGUUCUAAAUAAAGUUCUCAGCUCCUCCCAGCAACAUCACAACUUCUUCAUCCAUUACAAUAUGGAAUGUGGUAAUUUCCCUGGCAGGAUUUCUGAUGGUCUUUACGAGUUGUGCUGGUACCUGCCCAGUGGGAGUGAGGAAUUGGAUCUUUUCCCAGAGCCAAUGACCAUAUUAAACCUUCGAGGUGAUGCUAAAGAGCUCCACACACAGGUUCAGUUUCUGACAAACAUCUCUUCAGCUGUUUUUAUAUGGAUUGAUAAUAUCGACAGUGCUUUAAGCAAAAUCCUGAAAUCCCUCGCCCAGUUUCCAGCAAGUGCCUAGAUAGUGCUCACUGGGAGCAGUGUGUACAGUGAGACCAAAGAACAAUUAAACAAAUUAAUUACAUCCUCAGUGUAUAAAAAGGGACAAAUAUUAUCACAAGAGAAAAGGAACAAUGCAGAGUUUACUGAGACACUGCGACUCAUAUUGAAAAAGGCCUUGGAAAUAACCCAUCAACAGGUGACUGGUCAGGGCCCCAGGAGCCUGGAGAAACUGGCAGUAACUGCAAGGGACAUGGGGAUUGUAAUAGAUGAGGACAAUGAUCUGUGUUCGCAGGGUAAAGCAAGAUCUGGAAACAUUUAUAAUUCUAUUAAAGGAGAAGCUAUUAGCCAGUACAAAGUAGAAAACAUGUCUUUUCAGGGUUUCACUUGGCAACAAGUUUCCAAAAUAGAAAAAGAACAAUGUCGCCCAAAACCGCAAGAGGCGAGGCUAAUACAAAAAUAUUAUAAUGGCCUUGAAGAAGAGAAGAAGGCACUUCAAAAACAGCAGCAAGUGAAAUGUAUAUCAGCUGAUAUGAAAAGAUUCAUUGCAGCCUUGAUAGAUAGGAAUGAGAGGAAAUAUUUCUGGCAGUGGAUGAAAUUUGGGUUGGAUUCCAAAUUAAUACAUACUAUCUCUGUUUUACGUGAAAAGUACAAAGUUCUGCAUGAGAAAUCUCAGCGACAGUCAACAAAGCAGAAAGACUCUACAACCAGUGAACAGUUACAGGAAUUAGACCAACAGAUAAUUGCCAACUCCCUUGGACUCGAACACUUCAUGCGAGAAAUCGGACUAAUUUAUGAAGCGUUGAUAAAUCAAAAUAAUCACAAUGAGCAAGAGAGACACAUUGUGCAAACAUUACCCCACACUGCUGCUGACCUGAUGUUAGAUGGAUUCCCUCUGGAGCUCAUUGAUGGAAAUGUUUCCAAUAUCCCUUUACAGUGGGUCACUGAUGUACUGAAGGCAGUUGAAGACAGGAUUGGCAGAGAAACCAGUGUGUUUGUGUUGAUGGUGUUGAGUGUACAGAGCACAGGCAAGUCCACACUUCUCAACACCAUGUUUGGUUUGCAGUUUGCUGUGGGCAGUGGGCGAUGUACCCGUAGGGCCUUCAUGCAGCACAUCAAGAUCACAGGAAAUCUGCAGUUGGAGCUGGGCUGUGGGUACAUCACGGUGAUCGACACUGAGGGGCUGAAAGCACCAGGGCUGUCAGAAAUCAACGGCAGCUAUGAACAUGACAAUGAGCUCGCCAGCCUGGUGAUUGGGUUAAGUGAUGUAACAUUGAUAAAUAUGGCAAUGGAAAACUCUACUGAGAUGCAGGAUGUGCUGCUGAUAGUGGUCCAUGCAGUUAUACGAAUGAGAGAAGUGGGGAAAAGGCCGGUUUGUUACUUUGUUCACCAGAAUGUGAGUGAUGUGGCUGCUCAUGAUCAGAAUAUCAGAGGCUGCAAACAUCUGCUGGAACAGCUGGAUGUGAUGACACAAGCAGCGGCUAAAAUGGAAAAAUGAGAUCGAGAGUUCAGCAAGUUCUCGGAUGUGUUGGAGUACGAUGCAAUGGAGAAUAACUGGAAUAUCCCAGGGCUGUGGCAUGGAUAUCCACCCAUGGCAGCUGUCAAUACCAGCUACAGUCACAAGGUGUUUGAGCUGAAGAAAAGGAUUUUUCAGAAUCUGAAAGAGAAGAGAAAUAAAGGGAGACUGUCGACCAUCUCUGAGUUAAUCCAGUGGACUAAAUCCCUGUGGAAGGCGGUGAAAUAUGAGAACUUCAUCUUCAGUUUCCGGAACAGUUUGGUAGCCGAAGCUUACAAGGAACUUUCUGUCACAUACACUGACCUGGAGUGGGAACUGAGGAAAGAGAUGUAUUUCUUCCUGGAAAGAGCCCAGAACAGAAUUUUUAAUACAAGACAGGAUCCAGAAAAUGUUGCACAAAUUUUGAAAACAGAACAGGUAAAAUUUCUCAGUGAACAGAAAGAUAAAACUCUCCUACAGUUAAAGGAAUAUUAUUCCACCGGUAAUAACGCAAACCUUGUUGAAUAAUACAGGGAGGAUUUUGUCCGGAGCAUCAACUCUCUGAUCAUUGAACGUAGAAUGUAUAUGGACUGGAAGUGUGAUGAGGCAGUGCAGAGGAGGAGAGCUCUGCAGAAGCUGAAUGAUAUUAAGGACAUGUAUCAGAGUCAGAUUGAAGAACAGGUCAAUAAACUCCUACAGCAGUGCAGACGAGAAAAUAGGAGAAUGGAUGAAACCCAACUGGAGACAGUGUUUGAGAAAAUGUGGGAGCAGACAGUUUCAACUUUUCAACAUUAACGUCCACCAAGAGCUGAUAUAGUGAAGGACAUGGAACUGAGUCUACAUCAGAACAUGCCCGCAGACACCAAGCUCCUUAACCAGAAAAUUCAAAAUAAAACUCUGCUUGAGCAGAGUGAAAAAUCCUUCCAGAUCAAGCAGAAUCAUCCUCCCAAAUAUCUCAACCCAUUGACAAAACUAAAUGAAAAUGACUUUGAAAGAGCCCAGCAGCUGCGUGAUCAGUGGGUGAAGGAGUGUAAACAGUUUGUGAAUCAGACAGCAGACCAGGAGCAGGAUUAUGAUUCUAAUCAUUGCAGAGUCAUAGAUGAGAAAAUCCAGAAAAACCAGGAGCAGAGAUAUGUUUUUACUCAACUUUUCAUGGUCAAAUUUAAACUGGUAUAUGGGUUUGCUGUUAAACAAUAUAAAGAAAUGCAUGAUAGAUACCAAAAGAACAAUGAUCCCCUGGAGCAGUUACAAAAGGAGAAAGCAGCUUAUUGCCAAAGCUUUAAGGAUAUCUACUGGGAAAAAGAUCAAACCAAACAGAGAGCAGAACUGUUCUGUGAAAAUUGCCUCACCCCAGCCAUUAUCCAAGCUGUUGAUAACAAAGUGGGAUUGGAAAUUGUUCAGCACAUGAGGCACCACUGCAGAGGAGGGAAAUUCUUGUACCGGAGAAACUUCCAGGUGGCUCUGAUGCUGUAUUUGAAGGAGAAAGACAGUUUUGAUGAAUAUUACCAAUACAUAAAACACACCGUGUCAUUUGAGAAAGAUUGGCUGAAAGAACAAAUUGUUCAGCACUGUACAGCCACAAAUGAGGAACAAGUUCCUCUGCUGUGUUCUCUUGCACUCAAUAUUCUGCACGGGGUUAUCAAACAGGUGCAGGAAACUCUGAAAUAUAUAACACCUCCAAAUAAUGAGAAAUCAGUGACCGGGAUCAUUCAGGUAUUGAAAAAGAAACUGGAAGAUGGGAUACAGAUUCCUUUGGAGAAAUUGAGACCUGUUACUUUUCAGUCUGAAAAGAUCAACCCCCGGAACUUUAAACAAGAAAUUGAAAGUUUUAUCAGAACAAAUGACCUGACUAAGAGAGUUAAAAAUUGGGAGAAGAAUAUUGCUCAAAAAAUCUCUACACUCCCCACAGAUCCAUCCAGUGAAUUAUACGCAAUGUUAUCUGGCUGUGGGAAGCAGUGUCCCUUUUGUGAAGUCCUGUGUGAUUGUACAAACAGAGAAUACACACAGCACAGCGCUGAAUAUCACCGGAGCAGAGGACUGAAUGGAUACAAAUAUACUACUACCAGGGUACUGGCAUCAGAGAAUUGUACAACAAGUGUUGCAGGUGAGGGCAGUUUCCAGAAUGAUGACACUGACGGAAAUUGGUUUCCUUACAAGAAAUACAGGGAUCUCGAUGACCGGUACAGUCACUGGAAUAUUCCACCUGAUACCAGCAUCGAAACAUCAGCCUUUUGGAAGUGGGUGUUCUACAAAUACAACACCAAAUUUGCUGAUAAAUACUCAGCCAUGCCAGCAGACAGCACUUCUAGUUGGGGCUUGUCCUGGGAGCAAAUUGAAAAAGACAUUGAAGAUAAAUACAAUGUGAAGAUUGAUUAA